AUGAUUUUAAGGCGUCAGAGAGGCUUCGAAGAAAUUACUUCAAGCAUUUUGAUCUUCCAGUCCUUUUAUCCUCUCUCUUUGAUAUCUACAGUUUACAGUCGUCACUGGCAAUCGGCUUGUCCGGCUGAUACUGUUUCUCUGUCUUUGAUUGAAGGCUCAGUGGCCAUACUUCAGAAAAUGUUACCAGAAAACUUUUGUUGUUGUGGUUUUGACAUUGCAAAUGUGCCAAGGACUGUAGUUAAGGAUUUCGAUUCUUGUUCAAAUUUUGCUAGUAAUCAGGGAAAAGAUGAUGCGAUGCUCUACUUGGUUUUUUUUUAUUUUUUGAACGGGAAGGCGGUCAAAAAAGCAGAAAAACAUAAGUCAGAAGAUGCCGUCAAACCUAAGGAGAAGAAAAGGAGACACCAGAACGACGCGUUGGUUCCACGCGAAAAUAUUCCUAGUUUUGAUUCAAACCCUUAUUUUACAGCAAAGUCUUCUCCAAAAUUUGUCAGUGUUUGGUCCUUUGGAAGGAUUUUGCACCGAUGUGCUAUGAGAAAAGAUCUCGACGAGAUGACCAGAUGCGUUAAAGACAAACAGAGAUUAAGUGCAGAUGCAUUUAAUUGGUCAUUUUCUAAUGCUUCUCAAACUUCUGUUGAAGGAGAAGCUGUUCUUACAGAGGAUAGGAAGUUUAUUAGUGCAGUUGCAUCUUUGCGUCACAACUUGCAGUCUAAAGCUGAUUGGCGGAAAGAUAGAGUUCAAAAGGAGGAUAUUCUUUUGACAGAGGCUGAGACUGGAGAGAGAAAUUUUCAUAUGCUUGGUCGUGCCACUGCAGCUGUCGAAAUGAGUCGUGGAGGACGAGAAGGCAAUAAUGCUUUGUUAAAAUAUGGGCGGAACAGAAGCAGCCUCAAUCAAGAUAUCAACCUUUUUCUUGAAAAAGAUGUGUCUUUUCAGACUUUAGAAUAUCUCACUGGAAUUAAGCAUGAUCCUUAUAAUUCCUUCCGUACGUUAUAUGGUGCCUCCGUAUAUGUGGCAGUCCGGUUUUUUGGUAUUGGCAUGCAACGAGUGAGUUUGCAGACAUUUAUGCCAGUGUCGGUACACAAGAAAGGGUUUCAAAACCGUGAAAUCACCCCUAUGCACACUGCUGCCAUUAACCCAAACGUCGCAUACUUAAAAGCUUUAACAGCCGUCGAGCCAAACUUUAAUAUUCCUGAUGCAGAUUUGUGGUAUACAAUCCAUUAUGCUGCUGUUUGUGAAAGCCCAUCUCCUCUGAAAUUCAUGCUUGAUAAAGGGACAUCUUUUAAUUUACAGAAUAAAGCUAAAGAGCUACCUAUUCAUUGCGCUGCUCGAGCUGGUAGAGCAGAAAAUGUUAAGGUGCUUUUGGAGGCUUUAAAACGUGUGGAAGAAAAAGUUCACUCAGAAGGAGAGGAUAUGAGCAACUUGCAAGAUGCUGCCGAAGCUGAAGAAACAGUGCCUCCUCCGACAAAGAAAGUUAAGGCAACAACUGCUAGCCAGAAAUUAUCUAUGAUAAAUGCAAAAGCUAAACUUGGACAUACACCUUUGCAUUUAGCUGUAGAAAAAAACCACAUGGAGGUAGUGCGAGUACUUUUGUCUUAUGAGGAAGUCAAUGUUGAAGCUCAGCUUUUAGCAUCGCAGAAGAAGCUUACUCCUUUAAUAAUAGCUGCUCAACAUGGAUUUUUGGAAUUGGUGGACAUUUUAAUAGAUAUUGGAAGUGCAAUCGUAGAAAAAGGUGACAAGAUGAAACGUGGAGCACUUACCCAUGCGGUUAUUAAUGGUCAGACUCACGUUGUUGCUUCACUGUUGAGAAGGGGCGCGUCUCCAAAAUCGGCUGAUACAUCUGGAAACACUCCGGCGCAUUACGCAGCUGCAUACGGAUGGCACUGUCUGGAAUUAUUGGCUACCGCAGACCCUGAAGCGCUGACGGUGCGUAAUGAUUGGCAGUUGACUCCUCUUGCAGUAGCGUAUAUGAAAGCAAAGGGCGCUAAUUGCUCAGUCAAAGAUUCGUUCUUAAACACACCGUUACACAUUUUUGUCGCCUUAAAAGCAAAGCUUUAUGAUAAAGAUGCUACCGAUGUUGACAAGGAAGAAAAUGAUCUUCGGAUGACAGUUGAUGAUUACAAAUAUUGCAUUGAUUUACUGAUAAAGCAUGGUGCAAAAAUAGAGGACAGAAACCAUGAAGGGCGUAACGCACUCUGGUUGUCUUUAGAGUCUGGAAAUCUUUUAGCUGCUGAAUAUCUACUGGAAAAGUUUCUUGCUGCUGGAUCUAACUUGGCUGAGUUUGAAAACCGGGUUUCCCAAGAUUCUGAGAGUGGGAAUUUACUCCACUUACUUUUUCUUGCUCCGUUUAAGGUUUAUAAGGACAGAGCGUUUUGGAGCGGUCAGUACGGUCCUGGUUACUACCAGUACAAUAUUUUGCCUCUUCUUUCUACGGUUUUGUCGACUGAUAGAAAUUUAAUAAAACGAUGGUUAGGUGAGAGAGACAAGUCAGGCCGAACUCCGCUUUUGCUGUUUUGCGAUGAGUAUAAAAGUAUAGGGCCUCCUCCUAUUUUUUCUGAAAACUCCGAAGAAGCGGAAAAAUACUGGUCCAGUUUCGAAAGAGUUUUUUCCACUAUUUGUGGUGUAAUUCCGGUGUUGAUUUCCGUGGACCGAUCAGUUUCGUUAGAUGGAAUAUUUGACAACAAUGACAGUAAGGAUUGCACGACUAAAUUCGAUGAUGCAAACGAUUUGAAAGCAAAUCCAGUGCACACAGUAUUUUCACUCGCUCUUUCUACUAGGCCUAUGAGGCGCGUGUGUGCUUAUGCUUUUAUAGUGAAUUCAGUGAAAUAUGAAGCCACCAACUACCUUCUAUUUACUUUUCUUCAGGCCGUUGUCAAAGGAAAUUUCAUUGCGCAAUUGUUGUCUCAACGUGAUAGCAAAGACUUUACUCCGCUUCUUCUUGCUGUACGUGCGCAUGACACGGUUGCAAGCUUAUAUCUAAUGCGACAAGCAAGCAGUUAUAAUGUUCAUGAAGUUCACGGUGCUUCUGUACGACAAGUUUUCGACAACAAAAAAAAGUGUUUGGUGCCUUUGAACAAGUCUGUGCUCAUGUACGCAAUCGAAGGACAGAUGUUCAAAGUCCUCGAAGAGUUAGAUUUGACCGUUGAGCAAUGGAACGCCGCAGAUACAAAUGGCGACACAGCAUUCCAUUACGCAGCAAAAUUUGUUUCUUCCAAGACAGUCCAAUAUUUUGAAUUCCUCAAGAAAAAAGGAGUAGUUAUCAAAGGUAACAAGUCAGGAAAAUAUCCAUUACACGUUGCGGUUGAAGCAGUCAGGCACACAGAUGGUGACGUACUGACCGAUCCUGUUGAAUGGUUGAUGGCGAAUGGGCCUGGUUUACAUGAGACCGAUGAGGACGGAAGAUUACCACUUCAUUACCCACUCAUACAAGGCAGUGAUUCAAAGAUAAGUAACACCAAUUCUUUUGAUCCCGUUUGCAUUAUGUCUCUUCUGGAACAUUCAAUGGGGAAGACUAAGAUUGAUUUACCAGAUAAAUUCGGUAAUACGGCGCUUCAUUAUGCAGCAAUUUGCGGUGCGAACAUUUGUGCAGUUACGCUGUUAGGGUACGGGUGCAAUCCAAACAACAUUAAUAAAGAGGGUAAUACUCCCCUUGGUCUUGCAGUUCUCCAUCAAAAGGAAGCGUGUACAUUAACGUUUAUUCAAGCAAAGAGUGAUUUUACGAGAAAAGUUUAUAUUCGUCAUUUGGGUACUGAGGAUGACGAAUUAGAAAAGUGGACUUGGAUACCAAACCGCCGCGGCCUAGUGAAAACGAUUUCGGUAACUAGUAUAAGUAGUUUGGUAGUGAGGAAUGGUUGGGAGGGUAUCAUUUAUGUUGUGCUGGACGCCAUUGGAAAAACUGUCAAGUCACUGGGAGAACUUGUGAAAGCAGCCCUAGAGCACAACAAAUAUAACCUAGUUCAAAGCCUUUUACGUAUGCUAGAUCGCGUCAUUAAUACAGGCACGGAUAAAGCAAAGAGAGAAAACAUUAAAUAUGUGGAGGAACUGGACUUAUUCCUGGUUUUCGUGUCUCAUUUACCGUCAUCGGAGGUUGAUGAGACAGUUAAGAAGGUGUUCGACCACUUACGGUCUUUGAAUAUUAAAUGGUAUCAGGUCCAGGAAAGUGGGCUAAAAAGUCCGGUUAUCGAACGUCUUGCUCAAAAUGGUCAUUUUCAAAUGCUUGAUUUGUUAUACGAGGUUGAUGAAAAGGGUGAUAAGGUAUGGUCGAAGAUUGAUUUUGCGAAUGACAGCACCAACCCUUUGGUCGGAGUUAUCGAGGGGUGUUUAAAAAGCGGGUUUUCUGAUGACAGAAUAAAGUGGAUGAAGAGGUUUGGAAAAAGAUUUGGGAUCAAUACUUUAAUGUCGUAUCCCCGACCUGCUUUUUAUGGGCUUGUUCCAUGGAAGUCCCGGAAACCUACUGCAGAGACAGGAAGAAUGUCUCCACUGAUUAGGGCAAUUCAACACCAUAGUGUUGAACUUGUGAAGUUUCUUUUACUAUGUGAAGAUCUGUGUGUAGAUGUAAACGUUUGUGAUGAAUAUGGUAUCAGUCCACUGAUGCAUGCGUGCAUUGUGAAUUCGGAGGAGAUUGUUAGGUUGUUAUUUGACCCACAUUGUUCAUAUUCAAAUGCAGUUACGUCGGGAAAUCUUAACAAUGAAAGAGACAGUACUGGAAAGGGGAAAAAGAGGAAGCUUAACCAGACCGGCCCGGAGUAUCCAAGGGUUGCCUUAGCCGAUUUGUUUCGUAACAGCCAUCCCGUUUACGGUUCAACGUCUGCACCAGAAAAAACAGCUGGGAAUGAAACGCCGUCAAAUAGUGAAGGCGUGUCUUCAAAUGGUCCUAUAAAAUUACUCAGUAAUGUCGACAUUUAUAAAAAAGUUGUAAUAAAAGAACCCACUCUCCUUUCUGCAACUGAAACCACUGCAAGGAAUUUCCUCCAUUUCAUGGUGACGCCAUGUGGAUGGGAAAACACUAAUUUACUGCUUUCGUUAUGUAAAGGGACACCGGAGAUUAUUAAGAUGAUUGAUGAACGCAGUUCAGGCUCGGAGACUUUUUUAAGUGAAUCUUCAAAGUUACAAGUUUCAGUAACCCCACUGAUGGAAGCCAGAAAUUCUCAUCAAGUGAAAAUGUCGGAAGCAAUGGCAAAAGUGUGUAAGGGGAUGGUCGUAGACAUCGAAAUGCCUGAUACUGACACCUCAGAUUUGCAAAGCAUGUAUGACGUUACCGCCGAUUCUGAAACCUAUCUGGCAAAAUAUGUCGAUAAGAAUGUCGAAGCGAAUGCUGCCGAGUGCUCAAGAAUGAAGUUGAAGCCACAUAAAAAUAGUGGUUACGAAGAUAUUGGGGAAGUUUGCAUGAAGAAAGUUGGAAAUGGGACUAAUUUGUUAUUUAAGGUUCUUUUGACAAAGACAGACAUUCAGUUUGGCACGUAUGGAUUUCAUAACUUCUACCGCAUGGAGUUGAUCAAGCGAAGAGGUGGUUUUAGAUAUGUUGAAUUAAUUCUCAGAUAUUAUGUUAGACUUGAAAAUUUUGCAUUCACACGGAAGAUUCUUGAAGGGACUGAACUCUAUAUUUUGUUCACGAAUUGGGGACGUAUUGGUGACCCUGUUGGUCAGUACCAAAAGACACCCUUCAGUUCUAUGGCGGACGGGGAAAAAGAAUUCUGUUCGAUAUUCAAAUCUAAAACAGGGAACGAAUUUCCAGAACUAAGUAGUUUUGUCGAGAAACCGAACAAGUACAGGCUUUUAGCAUUGGAGGACUGUAAACCUGGUAGCGUAGCUGAGCUAGAUAUUGAUCUUGGUUCAGGACCUGUCAAAGAAAGGCAGUGCGCCCGGUCUGAAAAAGAUCCCCUCUACGCAUUGAUCAUGGAUAUCUCCAACGUGCAACGACUGCAGGAUCGCACUCGAUCUGUGUGUUGUUAUACUAAACUACAAGUCCCUUUUGGCCGCCUUUCCAGGAAGGAUUUAUUAGCAGCUCGCGAAAUGCUUUUAAAAUUAAAAAAUUAUGAGGAUACUGUGAGAAAAAUGAGGAGCGAUUUAAAACCUGUGGGUGAAGUACUGCAACUUUUACGCGACCAAGCAUCCGCCUGCAACGAGUUUUACAGGCUGAUGCCUCUUGGCGGGUUUCAAAACACAGCACUUCCAAUGAUAGAUAACAGUAAUUUGAUCGAGGAGUUUGAUAAGACAGUAGAAAACUUAUUGGAGUUUGAGGUUGCUGGGCGGCUGGUGACAGCCGCUUGCGAAAGAAAAGAGGCCGUCGACCCUUACGAGUACAUUAUAGACGCGCUUGAAUGUGAAAUACGUCCUUUAAACCCCGAAGACCUAAUGGCUCAACGCAUCCUGCAAUAUAUACAAAAUUCAUCGCAAGUCACAGUUAAAGGGAUUUUUAGUGUGAGGUGUAAAGAGGCGACAAAUUUGUUUAAUGAGAAUUCGUUGGACUUGAAUAAUCACAUGUACUUAUGGCAUGGGACAAAGCCAGAAAACUUACUUAGCAUCCUUAAGUUGGGCCUUUUAGCAGCUCCCGCUUCGGCGUUGCAAACAGGACAAACAUUCGGGAAGGGAAUAUACUUGGCGGACGUUUUUGCUAAAAGUCAGGAAUAUUGUACUUCUUCAUCCGCUGGUUUGAAAUAUGCUCUUCUCUGUCAAGUUGCUUUGGGGGAAGUAAAAGUUUUAUAUAACAAUUGCUCCGCUGAGGACAAAGAUCCUUCGUUUGACACCCUGAAAAUUGUUGGUCGCGAAGCCCCUGACUGGCUCUACAACCUAACGCUAAAGAACGGAGUAACUAUUCCGUCUGGCCAAGUAAAAGAGCAGAAAUGCGAGAACCAACCUUACAUCUACGCGCCCCACACUGAAUACGUUGUCGCAAACAAAGCUCACGUUCUUGUUCGCUAUUUAGUUGCCUUCCAGUAG
Messenger RNA from Enterobius vermicularis (human pinworm), 6933 nucleotides. NCBI's taxonomy places the organism in Eukaryota, Metazoa, Nematoda, Chromadorea, Rhabditida, Oxyuridae. The record is from the annotation of a GenBank genome assembly.